CACUAAUGUGCUAAGAUUGCGGGCUUCUGUGUUUACUUCAUCUAGUAAGGCCAUUGCUCCCAGCAGACGCUGGCUUUUGGGUAUUUAUUUGAUAGCUAUUUCUUUGAUCCCUUUCAAAACCCCCUCAUGUAAUAAAACAUCAAGAAGGGGAAAUGUUUUAUGAAUACGAGUGAACCCUUUUCUGGUGGAAUUUCAGAUAAAACGACCAGGGUUCCACUGACCACUAAAUAUUAUAAGUGAAAACUACCCCCUACUUAAACAGCAAGCUUACUCUUUUCUGAAGUACAUACGAAGCCCCAAGAUCGAAAGGAAAGGAUAUUCUGGUGAGAAACUCAAGUGACACCAUCAUGGUACCUUCUUUUAGUUGUAGAAUUACAGUACUGUGAGACAAGACAAUUGAUGUGAAUGGUUUUUGGCUUUUAAUUUCCAUUUGUUGGUAGGAAUCACACCUGUGUUAUGGGCAUCUCAACUUCUAAGCAACCAUGAAACAGUGAUAGUAUUGAUCUUCUCCAUUCACUAAUUGCUUUCUAGUUGGAGUCUUGUUUUUGCAUAAAGGCAAGGUAUUAUGACAGAAACUCAGUAAAAGUCUCAUUUCAAGAAAUUGGGUGUAUGCUGAGCAGAUACGGGAAUUACAUCCAUUUGCAUGGAUGCCUUUUCUGAGUAAAUCCUAAAGACAUAUCUUUCCCUUCAACCUGGCUUUCCAUGCUCAUAUCUCUCCCUGGGUUCACUUCUUUUGCCCCCUCUACCAUCAUUCUUCCCUCCCUAGUCUAAUAUAGUAAAGAUACCCAGAAUUUAUCAAUCUGAGUCAACUAUGUUUAUAUUUCCCCUUGCAAUAGAAAUAUUUUUACCUUAUUGAUAGUUUUGAAGUCGAAGUUUUGGCAUUUCUUUCAGGGUGUGUCUCGCAUGUUUAUGAAUGUCCUUAAUAAUAGUUGGAAACUGCGAAUAGUCCAGAUAUAUACCUUUAGAUUUUUAUUUUCAUUUAUGUGCAUUUUUAUGUUAUCAUUUAUAGAAAAAUUCCAGAAAUAUUCUGUACAUGGUAGAAACACUGGAAUAGCCAAACUUAUAAGGUCAUUUCUUUGCAGGGGGUUAAUGGUUAAAUUCUAUAAACUCUUCAACACAUAUAUAAGAAGAUUUCAUGAAAAUGAUACAGUUUAGAAGACAUGAAACAAGGAAAUAUUCUAAAACUCAAGAGCCUGAACAAAAAUCUCGAAUUGACUGGCGGCGGACUAAGAGAAGUAUCUCACAGUUAUGUGACAAUGAUAAUGAGCUGGAUAGUGAAGAUGAGCUAGAUAGUGAGGAAGAGCUGGAUAGUGAGCAAAGUAUUGAUAGUAACCAAGAGCUUGAUAGUAGCGAGGAACAUCUUGAGAAUAAAACACAAGCAAAUGAAAGAGAGCUUACGUUAACAAAAAUUGAAAGUGAAAGAAGCAACAGUAACCUCAUUUAUACUGGCAAUGGUUCAACAUUUGAAGAAGAAAUGAACAAAAACAACCUUACUGACUUACCAGAUCAUGACAAGCCUCUGAGUCAAGAGGAGGAGGAUCUCCACAAACACAGUGGACAGAUCUUAGGAGAGGAUUUAGAUGAAGAAUGCAUCAAGCGAGGGAAGAGAAAAAGGAAAGCCUCUACGAUGUAUGACAGCGAUGAAAGUGAGGACAGUGACGUCCUAAUUAGAAAAGUAAGCAAUAAAUGUCCACGUAGAGUGGUAGAGGAUGAAUGUUCCUCAGUGGAAAUGGAGCCAGAAAACCCUGAAAACUCAUUAGCUGUCCGAAAGCAAGGACGACUCCGGAAGUUGCAAGAACUCUCAAAACAAAGGUCUCGUCAGAGAUGCAGUAGUGGUAGAGAUUUUGAGGACUCUGAAAAAGAAUCUUGUCCGAGUGGUAAUGAAAAUGACGAUGAGGAGGAUGAAGAGGAAGACAUUUCUGAAUAUGAAGAUGCUGAUUUUAUAGUACAAGAUGAAGAGGGUGACAAAGAGUAUGAAAAUGAACAAGAAGAAAAUUUUACUACAUCACAACUUAAAUUAGUAAAACAGAAUUCUCUUUAUUCUUUCAGUGACCACUAUACUCACUUUGAGAGAGUUGUGAAGGCUCUUCUGAUCAAUGCUUUAGAUGAAUCUUUUCUGGGAACAUUGUAUGAUGGUACCAGGCAAAAAUCAUAUGCACAAGAAAUGUUGACAUCUCUUCAUUAUUUGGAUGAUCGCUUUAUUCAACCUCGUCUAGAGAACCUAGUUUCUAGAAGUCGAUGGAAAGAGCAAUACAAGGAGCGAGUUGAAAAUUAUUCUACUGUAAGUAUCCAUUGGAAGAAUGCUGAGAAUCGUACCUGCCAGGCGUGUGGGCUACAACGCCACUGCCGGUACUCCGUGCGCUUGUCAGGAAAGCUUUACAACUCCCGGACUAUGGAGACAGAUGAUUUCAUGUCACAUGAUAAGCAGGUGUUUACUGUUGGCAGAACUUGUGCCAACCGCACCAGAAUUUAUCAUAAACUGAAACAUUUUAAAUUCAAACUGUACCAAGAAUGUUGCUCCCUGGCAAAGACAGAAGAAGUUGAGGAUGAACAGGUUAAAGAAACUGUGGAAAGAAUUUUCAGUCAGUUAGAAAAAUGUGGCUGGAUUAAAGAGAAAUAUGGUCAACUUCAAGACUAUCUCAAUUUUGCGGAUUACUUUCAAGAUGAGAAGUUUGAGUUGUAGCCCAUUUCCCUUCGAAGAAGAUUUUAUACAUUCCUGUAAAUAUGAAGAUCAUGGAUGUUGUUUCUCUCUAUCAUGUGACAUUUAUAUAUUGUAUGUUGUGUCUUCACUGCUCAUGUAAAGUCUGUGUAAAGACAAUCAAAUGAAUGAGAUAUUCAUGCCUUUUAAGUUUUGGAGAAAUAUAUUGUAACUUAAAAAUAUAAUCAAACUAACAUCUAUAUGUAUUUAUCUCUGAGUCCCUUCAAGAUAUGUGUAUUACCUUUUGGCAAUAUUAAAUAAACUUCUCUAAUUUU
Messenger RNA from Perognathus longimembris pacificus (Pacific pocket mouse), 2973 nucleotides. RefSeq names its product coiled-coil domain containing 82 (gene Ccdc82). Lineage: Eukaryota; Metazoa; Chordata; Mammalia; Rodentia; Heteromyidae. Gene Ontology annotation, cellular component: nucleus. The coding region runs from base 1136 to 2683 and encodes 515 amino acids. The transcript is spliced from 8 exons. The record is from RefSeq and is a predicted model, not a curated record.